Molecule: messenger RNA, 933 nt
Organism: Musa acuminata subsp. malaccensis (wild Malaysian banana)
Lineage: Eukaryota; Viridiplantae; Streptophyta; Magnoliopsida; Zingiberales; Musaceae
Source: RefSeq, a predicted model, not a curated record
AGCGGAAUCGGUAUCGGUGCCUCCCCCAUGGAAAAGAAGCGAACGAGGAAGGAGGAGGACGACGAGCCCGUGACGGUGGUCGCUGCUGCGGCUGUGUCGUCGGAGGAGGAGGCGAAGGGGUGGUCCGAGCGGGGGUGGCGGAGCGGGGAGGAGACCUGGCCGCGCAAGGGCGACGGCGGCGGAGGGGUGAUGCUGGAGGGGUACGUCUUGGGCUCGGCGGACGGCGGGGAGCGGGGGCCUGGUGGUGUCAAGGGGACGAGGAGCCUCACGGACGACGACCUGGAGGAGCUCAAGGCGUGCCUCGACCUAGGGUUCGGGUUCAGCUACGAGGGGAUCCCGGAGCUCUGCAACACGCUCCCAGCGCUGGAGCUCUGCUAUUCCAUGAGCCAGAGGUUCCACCUGGACGAUCAGCAAGAACAGAUAUCUCAUGGGGACUCGCUUCCCUUCGCCAAUUGGAUGAUCUCCAGUCCUGGUGAUGAUCCAGAUGAAGUUAAAGCAAGGCUGAAGUACUGGGCUCAGACAGUAGCAUGCACUCUCCGAUUAUGCAGCUGAAAGAGUUUGCAUUACUUUGAGUUUGUCUACUGUUGGAAGAAGUAAUAUAUAUACAUGUGAAUCCACCGCCAACGCUAACUUCUUUGGAGUGAAUCAUCUGCUCAUUACCACUGGGAUUAAACCAUUCUUCUACCAUUCCGAAGAGCUCUUCGUCUUGAAUACAAUUCUGAAGAUGGAAAAUGAAGGCCUAUAACAAAAAGAACGAACAGGAAGAAGAGCAAAGAGAAGAGAGGUCCACUGUACCAUGUCUGGCCUGCAGGCCUAUAAAGAAGAACGACUGCGAUUUUUCAUGUAUGGCACAUGAUCAAUUAUAGUGUUCUUCUUGGUAUGAAUAAUAUCAAUUUGUAUCAAGUAACUGUUCUGUGCAAUCAUGUUAGUUGC